Messenger RNA from Archocentrus centrarchus (flier cichlid), 1202 nucleotides. It is a transcript of the gene npy7r, whose product is annotated as neuropeptide Y receptor Y7. Bases 67 to 1182 code for a protein of 371 amino acids. Gene Ontology annotation, molecular function: neuropeptide Y receptor activity. The transcript is spliced from 2 exons. The record is from RefSeq and is a predicted model, not a curated record. Lineage: Eukaryota; Metazoa; Chordata; Actinopteri; Cichliformes; Cichlidae. Gene Ontology annotation, cellular component: membrane. Gene Ontology annotation, biological process: G protein-coupled receptor signaling pathway.
CACGUUUGCAAAAAGGAGACAUAGGUGGACAGGUGUCGACUCAGCCUUGAUCUCGCAUCUUCCAACAUGAGCCCACCAGACACGUCCAACAGCACAGGCGAAGAGGAGGCUGGAGAAUCCGAUGCCUCGUUUCUGCUUAAUGACAGCAUGGGCUUACACCCACCCGGAUUCCACACCGACAUCAUCAAGCACCUUGGAGUCCAGAUCACACUGAUCACAGCUUAUUCCCUUAUAAUCCUGAUGGGGCUGCUGGGCAAUGCUCUCGUUAUCUACAUGAUUAUUCGCUACAAAAACAUGCGAACAGUAACCAACUUCUUCAUAGCUAACCUGGCCCUGGCAGACCUUCUUGUGAACACCUUCUGUUUGCCCUUCACUCUGGUUUACACUCUAUUAGAAGAGUGGACAUUUGGGGCUGUGCUGUGCCACCUGGUGCCCUUUGCCCAGGCUCUGAGCGUGCAUGUAUCUAUCCUGACUAUGACUAUCAUAGCCCUGGAGCGCUACCGUUGUAUCGUGUUCCACCUUGGACGGCGCCUCACAUGGCACUCCAGCUUCCUCAUCAUGGCAUUCACCUGGACGGUGUCUGCUGUCCUGGCAGCACCCCUGGCGAUCUUCAGAGAGUUCCGCUAUGAAGAGAUCACUUCAAUCAACCAGCGCUUUCCCGUCUGCACUGAGAAGUGGCCCCAUGUGACCAGCAGAGAUGGCCUCAUCUUCAGCGUCUCAAUGCUGCUCCUACAGUAUAUUAUUCCUCUAGCCAUCAUCAGUUAUGCCUACAUAUGCAUCUGGGUCAAACUGAAAAAUCACGUCAGCCCAUCCAGCCGCAACGACAACAUCAACCGCCGCAAAAAGACCACAAAGAUGUUGGCGCUAGUGGUGGUGGUGUUUGCCAUCUGUUGGCUGCCCUUCCACGCAUUUCAGCUGGCCAUCGACCUGGACCUGGUGCUCAGGCUUGAGGAGUAUAAACUGAUAUACACCGUGUUCCACAUUGUGGCCAUGUGUUCGACUUUUACCAACCCUCUCCUGUAUGGGUGGAUGAAUAAAAACUACAGGAAUGGCUUCCUCAUGGUCUUCCGGUGCGAAGACAAGCCGGAUACUUUCCACCCAGAAGGCUCAUUCAGGACUCGCUCCAUAAGGACGACGACUCUGAACGGCCGCAAUGGCGGACACCCUCCCACAGCUGUAUGAGAGUUGCACAUUUCAAAACA